This is a messenger RNA of Leptosia nina, 1494 nucleotides long. NCBI's taxonomy places the organism in Eukaryota, Metazoa, Arthropoda, Insecta, Lepidoptera, Pieridae. The record is from the annotation of a GenBank genome assembly.
AUGAGUGGUCUGGGUCCACAAAGCGUGUGGGCGGCGCAGAAGAGACUCGAAUCUUGGGCUCGUGCAGCGAGGGAGAGGACGUCCAGUGCGAGUAGUGGACAAAGUCACAACUCCACGGAUAGCUAUGGAGAUGACAAGUCACACGGAAGUCCAAGUGAAAUGCUGAUACCGAAAGAGCACUGCCGCGUUCAGCCCUUGAGUGAAACACGGACAGCUACGUCACUUCCGCACGCGAGACUCGCCCGAACACCUUCCAUUUCUUCCCAGAGCAGCCUUGACAGUGGCACUUCGAGAGCUACUAGCCAUAGAGGGUCGUCCCCAGCGAUACGCACCUUUGCCCCUGAUGGGCGUACUCUAGAAGCAGGUAUUAGCGCUCCACGAUCCCCUUCACCCCUGAGAGCUGCCUCCCUGGAUGUCCGAGCUGCCCCAUUGGCACAUGGAUCUUUAGCUUCGCUUGCUGACUCACAAGCACCGCCGAGCCCAAGACACAUUGUACCCCCUCGAUGUUUAUCCCCACUGCUUAUGCCCCCCAGGCGGAUAGAUCGUAGCAACUCCUUGGUGGAAAGCAGCAGUGGGGUAGGACCUCUGAGCCCGGGUGGUGGAGCAACGAUCAGCUCCUUGGGUGCCCUACAGCCCGACCUAUACACGAAGAGAGAGGCCCCCUUGGUGAUAGACUUGGAAGGCCUCGGGCCGUCACUGGGCAGAAUCCAUUUAAGAUUGAAGUACGAUUUUGAUAGAUCUGAUUUGGAAGUUCAUCUUAUUGAAGCCCACGAUUUAGCUGGCUACGAGGCUGGGGGCUUCAAUGACCCCUAUGUCCGAGUGAGCCUCAUGCCCGAGGUGGACACGAGAGUCCGCCAGACCCCAGUUCAUAGGAACGAAGCCAACCCCUUCUUCGAUCAGCACUUCAAGUUUCCAGUAUCGCAUGAUGAGCUCAGCGAUAAGACCUUGCUGCUUCAAGUGUUUGAUUAUGAUAGAUUUUCACGCAACGAAGUAAUGGGCUCCGCGAAGAUUCCUCUAUCGAAGGUAGAGGUCGCUGGCGGUGCCGAGGUGUGGGCGGAGCUCUCUCGCGAACGGCGCCCGCCUGAGGAGCUGCAAGAGUUAUUGCUUUCCUUAUCUUACCUGCCUUCUGCUGAGCGACUGACUGUCGUCGUGCUUAAGGCGCGUAACCUUCUACCACCCCAAGAAGGGAAGGAUGCAUUGGAUGUAUACGUAAAAGUAUACCUACUCGUCAACGGAAAACGUGUGAAAAAGAAGAAAACAAAUAGAAAAGAGAUAAACAACCCCGUGUGGAACGAGGCUCUAUCCUUUAGUCUCUCUUCCGCUAAUCUUCAAGAGGCCUCUAUUGAGAUAUGUGUGGUGACGGGCGGCAGCAACAACCUAGUCGUGGGCUGGUGUUGCGUGGGCGCAGCUGAGCCCGCAGCGGAGGGCCGCCAUUGGGCGCAGAUGGCUCAAGAGACGCGCAAAGCGGUGGCCAUGUGGCAUACCCUCAGAUAG